AUGUCUGAAACUGGGUCGCUAAAAAGAGAAGCACUAACAAUUAACUUGGAAGAAGUUAGUGAAAGUAGUAGCAAUGACAGUAAUAAUGUCGCCAGCGCUGUCAGUCCUAAUAGAGAUGACCCUGCUGAUCAUAGUAUUGUAAACACUAGCAUGCUUGAUUAUAAUACAUCACAAUUGAUUACAGACACUCCUGUAAGUCCAACAGCAACUGCAACUCAAGCAGUUGUUAAUGCGUCAGGCACUCCCAUAAGGAAUCCUAAUAGAUCUAAAUUAUCAGUAAAGGAUAUCAGAUUAAUCAUGUAUCUUAUUAUUCAUAUUAAACCAUUUAAAUAUAUAGGGAAUCGUUCAUUUAGUCAAACUAAAAAAUGGGAAUUGUUGCAAGACAAAUAUUUUGAAAUUAGAAGUCAAGAAACCAAUAGCGAGAACUUCUCAGUACCAACUAUUAGAACUUUACAACGUCAAUUGGCAGGUGCAAUAAAGAAGGCUCGUGCGAGACGUAAGAAGGAUGAAGAAAUGGGUGUCGUACGAUCACAUAUCAUACCUUCAACAUUGGAUGCAAUUGAAAAGGAUGAGUAUUAUGAUUAUUCAAGGAUUGAACCCGAUAGUUCAUUGGCUGAAAUGGAAGAUGCUGUAUUUGAUUUACAUGAAGUUAGCGAAAAAAUUAAAAUAAUUAAAGUACAAAAUUCUCAAAGCACAAAACAAGAAGAAGAAAACCAAGAGUCAUACAUUCCAGCAAGUUCAUCAAGUAAUUUAGCUAAUAUUAUUACUUCUUCGUUGGCUACUGCAAGCGCACCUGUUGUCGCUUCUGGUGUAACUCCAAAUUUAAACGCAGAACAACAAGCCAAAAAGACAAGAGCUAAAGAUGAAGCAAUAUUAAAACAAAUUACCCAACUUAAAGACAAUAUGCUGGUUAUAGAUGAAGACCAAACUUUUACUAAAGUGUUUAAAAUUUUCGAAGAAAUAGUGAAAGCUUCAAAUGAAAAUGAAUCAUUAAUUUUAAAUGAAAACUCCACAUUUAAAGCACAGAUUGAAAAUUUGACAUCUGAACAUUUUAAAAAAAUAAAUAACAUUCAUGAAACUCAUUUAUCUAGACAGCAUGAGUUUAACAAAAAAUUGGUUGAGUUAAUAAAGAGCAAAUGCGAAGAUAAUGAGAAAUUCCAACUGAUUAUUGGUGAUCUUGCAUCACUUAGAGACUUGAUUGAUUAA
Hemisphaericaspora subhashii is the source of this 1206-nucleotide messenger RNA. RefSeq lists its product as uncharacterized. The record is from RefSeq and is a predicted model, not a curated record. The coding region runs from base 1 to 1206 and encodes 401 amino acids. The transcript has a single exon. NCBI's taxonomy places the organism in Eukaryota, Fungi, Ascomycota, Pichiomycetes, Serinales, Debaryomycetaceae.